Molecule: messenger RNA, 867 nt
Organism: Fusarium oxysporum Fo47
Lineage: Eukaryota; Fungi; Ascomycota; Sordariomycetes; Hypocreales; Nectriaceae
Product: SDR family NAD(P)-dependent oxidoreductase
Exons: 4
Coding region: 1-867 (288 amino acids)
Molecular function (GO): oxidoreductase activity
Source: RefSeq, a predicted model, not a curated record
AUGAGCCAAUCAAGACAAUCCAUUAACCUUUUCGAUGUUCGAGGGAUUGUGGCAGUUGUGACAGGUGGUGGUAGCGGACUUGGAUUAUUCAUGACCCGAGCUUUAGCUGAAAAUGGUGCAAAGAAAGUCUACAUCAUUGGCCGGAGGCAGAAAGUGUUGGAAGACGCUGUUAAGGAAGUCGGCUUGGAUAAUGUGGUUCCAAUUCAAUGCGACGUCACAAAACGCGAAAACCUCAAGGCUGCAACAAGGAUAAUUGAGAACGAGGUCGGAUACAUCAACCUUCUAGUCGCCAAUUCUGGUAUUGCCGGUCCUUCUGGAAGUGUACCACCCAAUGCGACAAUUGCCCAAGUCCAAGAUGCCCUUCUAGAUAUUCCCAUGCAGGAAUUUACUAAUACCUAUCAUGUCAACUGUACUGCGGUUUUCUACACGGCUAUUGCGUUCCUCCACCUACUCGAAAAGGGAAACGAGUCCGGCUACCAAGGGGGUAGAAGCCAGCUUAUCGCGACCAGCAGUAUCGGGAGCUUCAACCGAAAGAUCACUGCUGGCUUUGCGUACGGAACCAGCAAAGCUGCAACAACUAUGAUGCUUAAAGUGUUGGCCACUUAUCUGGUGCCAUACAAGAUCCGUGCCAAUGUUCUUUGUCCAGGACUGUUUCCAACUGAUCUUACAACAAGCUUGAUCAAAGGUGAUGACCCAACUGUCGAGGGUGCAUUUCCUCUAGAUCAGAUUCCUGCCGAGCGAGCCGGCACGCCAGAGGACAUCAUGGGUCCUUUGAUAUACCUGGCGUCUCGUGCAGGGGCAUAUUGCAACGGUAAUUGCGUAUUGACAGAUGGAGGUCGCUUAAGUGUCACUCCGGCUACUUACUAG